Teleopsis dalmanni is the source of this 1367-nucleotide messenger RNA. RefSeq names its product single-strand selective monofunctional uracil DNA glycosylase-like. Gene Ontology annotation, biological process: base-excision repair. The coding region runs from base 152 to 1000 and encodes 282 amino acids. Gene Ontology annotation, molecular function: oxidized pyrimidine nucleobase lesion DNA N-glycosylase activity; single-strand selective uracil DNA N-glycosylase activity. The record is from RefSeq and is a predicted model, not a curated record. The transcript is spliced from 3 exons. NCBI's taxonomy places the organism in Eukaryota, Metazoa, Arthropoda, Insecta, Diptera, Diopsidae.
GCUCAUUUUAAAAUUCAAAUUCUUCUGAUCGGUUACAUAAUUUUAAUUUGCUUACUUGAGAUCGCAAGACCAUCAUUGGUACGCUUAAAUCUGUAAGAAGAAAAAUUUUGAAGUUUGUGAAUAUUAACCACCCACCCAGGACUCAUUUAAGAUGCAUAAAAGUCGUAAAGUGACAACAGUAGAAGACAUCAGCAGUAAUGAUGAAUCUAAAGAUACUAAGGCGGUUUCGAAAGCUCCAAGGCCUCCAUCACCUGAACCUGAAGUGCCAUUAUGGCAGCAGUUCUAUGAAAUUGAAAAGGAACUAAAUGAGAAAUUGCGCCAUUAUCGAGCACCCAUUGAAGACAUAACGCAUAUUUAUAAUCCUGUUGAAUAUGCAGCUGAUCUUCAUUGUGAGUAUUUACGCAAGUAUCUCGAUAGACCCAAACGUGUAGUAUUUUUGGCCGUACAUCCCGAACAGAAUGGUAUGGCGCAAACAGGGGUUCCUUUUGGCAAUGUGUCAACUGUGCGCGAUAUGAUGAAACUUUGUGGUGAAGUUAAGCAACCCAACCGUUUACACCCUAAGCAUCCUGUUCUUGGACUUAAUUGCCACAUAAACGAACCCAGUGGUGUACGUUUCUGGGGUCUAAUGGAUAAAAUAGCAGGUUCCUUGGAUACAUUCUCUGAACAAUGUUUUGUACAUACGUUUUGUCCAUUGCUAUUCUUUAAUGAAUAUGGCCGAACUAUUGAACCGUGUGUAUUACCGUUUGAAAUAAAAUAUCCAAUGCGAGAUUUAUUGGUGGAAGCUCUUUGCAAAGAAAUGAAGUUGGUUCAGCCCGAGAUAAUAGUAGUCACGGGAAAUUACGUUUACAAUGGACUACAACGCUCAGAACUUUAUGCAAAAACACUAUUGGUUAUGACCAAUCCUCAUCCAUGGGUUCCAAAUAAUCAUAAUUGGGUACGUCGCUCUGAACGUUGGCUAUAUCAAUAUGAUAUAGUUAAGUACUUGCAGAAUAUGAUAUAAAUUGUAUAGCAGCAUAUUAAGUUAAUGAACUGUAUGUGCUGAUCAAGUCUCCGAAGUAAAGAAAGCACAUACUGAUACUGAGAGCGCAUAAUGGGGACUAAUAUGAAUACAGCCGAAACAAUUUUGAACAAUUUUUUUCCACUUUACCUUGCGAUUCUCAGGAAAGCUUGAAUCAAAGAUUAGUUACCAGAUAUAUUACUCCAGAUCAAAAGACUAAGAAAGAACUUAAACUAUUGCUGCUUACUUUAAACUGUUAGAAGUGAACAUUAUAUGACGAUUUUGGAUAUGUGGACAAAAAAAAAGACAAAUGAAAUUAAAAGUUCAAAGAAAACUACAAUAUAAACUUGUUUAAUUAUACAUAUAUAUA